Molecule: messenger RNA, 1297 nt
Organism: Mesitornis unicolor (brown roatelo)
Lineage: Eukaryota; Metazoa; Chordata; Aves; Mesitornithiformes; Mesitornithidae
Gene: ERO1A
Product: ERO1-like (S. cerevisiae)
Exons: 15
Biological process (GO): protein folding in endoplasmic reticulum
Cellular component (GO): endoplasmic reticulum membrane; endoplasmic reticulum
Molecular function (GO): FAD binding; thiol oxidase activity; protein-disulfide reductase activity
Source: RefSeq, a predicted model, not a curated record
GUUACUGGUCAUUUGGAUGACUGCACCUGUGAUGUAGAAACCAUCGAUGCCUUCAACAACUACAAGCUUUUUCCUAGACUGAAUGAACUGCUGGAAAGUGACUAUUUCAGAUACUACAAGGUAAACCUAAAGAAACCUUGUCCUUUUUGGAAUGACAACAGCCACUGUGGGAUAAGAGACUGUGCUGUAAAGCCCUGCCCGUCUGAUGAAGUCCCUGAUGGGAUCAGGUCUGGAAGUUACAAGUAUUCGGAAGAAGCCAAUAACUUUGAAGAAUGUGAAGAAGCCAAGAGACUUGGAGCUGUUGAUGGCUCUUUGAGCGAGGAAACGCAGCAGGCAGUGCUCCAGUGGACACGGCACGACGACUCUUCAGACAGCUUCUGCCAAGCUGACGAUAUCUAUUCUCCUGAUGCCGAGUACGUGGAUUUACUCCUGAAUCCUGAGCGCUACACUGGCUACAAAGGACCAGAUGCCUGGAAGAUCUGGAACAGUAUUUACGAAGAAAACUGCUUCAAGCCUCAGAAUGUAAAAAGACCUUUGGCAUCUGGUAGAGUAGACAAUGGAGGGCAGACGUUUUACAAGUGGCUGAAAGGUGUCUGUGUAGAGAAACGAGCUUUCUACAAACUCGUUUCUGGUCUCCAUGCAAGCAUCAACAUCCAUUUGAGUGCCAGGUACCUCUUACAAGAUACGUGGUCAGAGAAGAAAUGGGGCCCCAACGUUACAGAGUUCCAGCAGAGAUUUGAUGAAGUCCUCACCGAAGGGGAAGGUCCCAGAAGACUGAAGAACCUCUAUUUCCUCUACCUGAUAGAGCUGCGGGCCCUAUCCAAAGUACUGCCGUUCUUUGAGCGCCCAGGUUUCCAGCUCUACACGGGGAAUAAAAGUCACGACACGGAAAUGAAGAACAUGUUGCUGGAGAUCCUCCAUCUGGCCAAGUCUUUCCCACUGCAUUUUGAUGAAAACUCAUUAUUUGCAGGGAAUAAAAAGGAGGCUGCUAAACUCAAGGAGGAAUUUAGGCUACACUUUAAGAAUAUUUCUAAGAUAAUGGACUGCGUUGGCUGCUUCAAAUGUCGCCUGUGGGGGAAGUUGCAGACACAGGGCUUGGGUACAGCGCUGAAGAUUCUCUUUUCUGAAAACCUGAUAGAAAAAAUACCUGAAAGUGGCCCUUCCUAUGGUUUCCAGCUGACAAGACAAGAAAUUGUGGCCUUAUUCAAUGCUUUUGGAAGGAUUUCAACAAGUGUCAGAGAACUGGAAAACUUCAGGAACAUCUUACGAAAUAUGCGGUGAAUUCACAGGAAAAAGA